AUGGAAUGUCGUCCGUAUUUCGUUAACAAGCUGAAGAAAGUCUAUAUUUGUCCCGUUUGCAAUGAAGUUAUGACUGAGCCAUUCCUGUUUUCAUCUUGUGAUCACAGUUCCUGUAAAAGCUGUUUGCAACAACUUCUUAGAGAUCGCCAACAGUGUCCUGUCGAUGGAAUAAACAUUGUGGAAGAGGAAUGUGAAGUUGAUACGGAAUUACAACAACGAAUAGCAAAGCUACAAGUACAGUGUGCAAAUAGGAAUAUAGGUUGUGUGUGGCAGGGCACUUAUAAUCAAUUUCAGAGGCAUUUAUCUGACGAAUGCAAAUUUCAAAGUAUCCAAUGUCCCCACAACUGUGGCGAGAGAAUCAAUGAUUGCAGCUUGGAUGAUCACGUACAAAAUCAUUGUCAAUAUAGAAUCAUCCGAUGCCAAUUUUGCGAAAACAGAAUAGAAGCAAGGAAUAUGGAAUCUCACUGGGAUCAAUGCGAUGAAUUUCCUGUCCAGUGUCCCAUCGAUCAUGAAUGCGAUGAAGUACCUCGUGGAAAGUUGCAAGAACAUAUUGACUCGCAAUGCCAGUAUGUCAUUGUUGAUUGCCCGUUUCAGAAAGAUGGCUGUAAUUAUAGGGCUGAAAGAGGAAGCAUGAAAAAACAUUUUCGUAAAGAUGCGAUUAAUCAUCUGAUACUAUUAAAAUCCUUAUUAGAUAGGCAAAGAGAUAAAGUUGCUCAACAGCAUGAAAUAAUCGCAGACCAAUGUAAAAAGAUAAUGGAAUUAAAGAAAUCAAUGGAUACUAGCUAUGUUUGGAGAAUUAAUAAAUUCAGCCAGAAGUUGGAUAAUGCUCGACAUUCGAAAAGUCACUCUAUCUUAAUAAGCGAUCCUUUUUAUAGCCACCGACAUGGCUAUAAAUUAUGCGCAUUAAUGUAUCCAAAUGGUGAUGGCAAUGGUAAAUCGACGCAUGUAUCUAUCUUUGUUCAUUUACUUAAGGGUGAAUAUGAUGGAGUUUUGUCUUGGCCAUAUGAAUACAAGACAACUUUUGAACUUGUUGAUCAAAGCGAUAAUGUAUCAGACAGGGAAAAUAUUUCUUAUAGCAUUAUACCUGAAUAUACUGCAGCGAAUGCUAAAUUCUUUUCUAGACCAGAAAACGACGCUAAUUUAAGUUUUGGUAGUUCAACAUUUGUAUCUCAUAAAGUAUUACAAGAUCGGCGUUAUAUCAAAGACGACACAUUUUACGUAAAAAUUGUUUUACAACGUAUUAUCUCUCACUAA
Messenger RNA from Trichoplax adhaerens, 1254 nucleotides. RefSeq lists its product as uncharacterized. Gene Ontology annotation, molecular function: protein binding; zinc ion binding. The coding region runs from base 1 to 1254 and encodes 417 amino acids. Gene Ontology annotation, biological process: tumor necrosis factor-mediated signaling pathway; positive regulation of JNK cascade; protein K63-linked ubiquitination. The record is from RefSeq and is a predicted model, not a curated record. Lineage: Eukaryota; Metazoa; Placozoa; Uniplacotomia; Trichoplacea; Trichoplacidae. The transcript has 7 exons. Gene Ontology annotation, cellular component: plasma membrane signaling receptor complex.